Xyrauchen texanus (razorback sucker) is the source of this 2246-nucleotide messenger RNA. Its product is annotated as syndecan-4-like. The transcript has 4 exons. Lineage: Eukaryota; Metazoa; Chordata; Actinopteri; Cypriniformes; Catostomidae. Gene Ontology annotation, cellular component: cell surface; membrane. Gene Ontology annotation, biological process: cell migration. The record is from RefSeq and is a predicted model, not a curated record. Bases 189 to 794 code for a protein of 201 amino acids.
AGGAAUACACUGUGUACCAACGAUAAUAGUUGUUGUGUUUUAAAACAAACCUUUUCAUAUUAUCGUAAGAGAGGACUAAUUCAACGAGGAAUAAUAAUAAUAAUAAAAAAAUCUGCUUUUAUUGAGUGAUUUGGAACUUUAAAAACUGUCAACUUUCGUCAGCUGGAGGUUUUUAGUUGGAGAAAAAGAUGUUGAAAGUUUACCUCAUGUUGGUUUUGUCAGCGGUGGCUGUCUUCGCAGAAUCGGUACGAGAAAUGGAAACAUGGGUACCUCUGGAAAAUAAGUUGUCCUUUGAUCUCAAUUCAUCCGGUGAUUCUAUAAACGGAGAUUUUGAGUUCGCUGACGUAAACCCAACAACUGACGAUGAGGAUGGUUUUGAAGAAGAUGAUGACAUGUCAGGCUCUGGGGAUGCAGCGUUCACCCCAGAUAAAGAGAAUGAGGUCAUCAAUAACUUGAUCCCUGAUCGUGAGCGUCCAGUUCCCCCAAAGCCCACUAUUAAUGAUGAAGUGCUGAUCAAGAACAAUGAGGUUGCACUGGGUAAACUACCACACCAAGAUGAUUCUCAAAGCAGUAAUGUGCACAUGUCGCAUGCUGGAGACGAGGGCUUCUUCAGUAAUACAGAGGUGCUUGCAGCGGUUAUUGCUGGCGCAGCAGUUGGUCUCAUCUUCGCCAUCUUCCUCAUCAUCCUCCUCGUCUACUUUGUUCUCCGCAUCAAGAAAAAGGACGAAGGAAGUUACGACCUUGGCAAGACACCCAUCUACAAGAAAGCGCCCACCACAGAAAUCUAUGCAUGAGCGUACAUACACACUUUCUCUCUCUUUCUAUCCACUGAACCAUAAGCUCACAAAGUGCCUCGGCCCAACGGGCCGCAGCCAGCCUCUCAUGAACCAUGACAAACACAGAAGGACCUCACAGGAAUAAUUACUGACUGGACAUUUGCAUUGAAAUCUCAAUGAAAUGUGACUCAUGAGAGGAUAGCGUCUGUUGCCAAAAAUGCUCCAUUCAAAAGAUGAUUUUGUCUUUUUGUUUUUGCUCCAUCUCAAUUUUCUUUGCCUGUAUCACGUGGCCCAUUGUGCCCAUUUAUUUUCAAAACACUACAAGGUGCAAUGGAGCUUUCACAGGUUAAAGUCUUUGGAUCACAAAUUGACAGUUUUAACCACCUGUAUCAGUGUCCUGAUUGGAGCUACAGAUGGGUGGUUUUGGUAGACUUUUUCAUUUUAAAAUGUCUUUUGUUUUUAAAGGUGUGCUGUUGAUCUUAUUAAAUAUCUAAGAUGAACCAAAUUGAGGGCAUACAGUAUAUAUUUGAAAUUAAAUUGUGUGUUUUGCUACGGAGAGCAACAUUUGAAAUCAGCGUGCUGUACUAAUGUAUACCUAUUUCGAUCAAUGUGUCGGAGGAUAAUGUACAUUCCACAUAUCCAAUGUAAUAGCUGUGGUGGUUUUAUAAAAGUGAUUUCAGAGACUAGGUCCACUACAGUGCUGCUUGACUGUCAGCUAAGCUACUUUAUCUGGUACAGGUUUUGCUGUUGAUUUGAAAAUCUGCUUGCCGCAAACGGAUAUUAAACAUCCAGUGAUCUGUGUGUAAAUAGCCAUUUGAAUGAAAUUUUAAAUUUUGGUACUUAACCGUUUCUUGAAAGCCUUUUUUUAUUUACCAAAUAUUUAAAUGCCAAAAUCCAAAGGUUUAAUUUUCUUAUAUUUCCUCCCAAUAUUCACUUUUUGAUGUAAAAGAUGUACGUGAAACUCUGUUGUAUCUGUUUGAGAACAAUGACCAAUGCUUAUACUAUCUUUUUGUCUCUUCAGUGUUUUUGUAGAUGUUCUUAAUUCUUUUAACGGUAUUUUAAAAAAUAAUUUAUAUUUUAUUGCCUGCCUUCAGGUUGGGGCUUUCUCCCCCUCUCAGCUGUGGUACAUGUGAUAAUUUUUAUGGUUUUUAGAUUUUGUUUUAUACACAAUAGUGCAAAAAUCCAAAGGCUGUUAGUGUAUCAAGAGAUUUUUUUUAAAGAGUUUCCUUUUAGACCUUUUUUUAAGUCUAAUCUAUUUAUGUUUUGUAGAAGGAUGUUCAGGAUUAGUUAACGGGAUGUGAAUAAGCCAUGCAUUACUUCCAUGGUGAAAAAUAAUACAAAUCUGCUGCUUUGUUUGGCCAUAUCCAGAUAAAUCAUAUCACUGAUGUAAUGGAGAAGUCAAUGAAUCAUUGAUUUCUACAUGCAAGCUCUGAUCUGUUGAAAAUAAAGCUAUUUUAUGCACAUAACCAU